Messenger RNA from Drosophila kikkawai, 4929 nucleotides. RefSeq lists its product as uncharacterized. Gene Ontology annotation, molecular function: nucleic acid binding. NCBI's taxonomy places the organism in Eukaryota, Metazoa, Arthropoda, Insecta, Diptera, Drosophilidae. Gene Ontology annotation, biological process: DNA integration. The record is from RefSeq and is a predicted model, not a curated record.
AUGAACGAAGCGUGCAGAAUUUGCAAGAAAAAGUCGUCUGGAUCUCAGGAAAACUGGGUUCAGUGCGACGCGUGCAACAGCUGGUACCAUUUUCACUGCGCCGGCGUUGACGACGACAUCGAGGAUAAAGAUUGGAUCUGCGCUUCGUGCCUUACCAAGGCUCCCAAAUCGCCGCAAGACAAGCUACCAAAGGAUCUCCCUCCGUUUAGCGGAGACCCUGAGGAGUGGCCAAUGUUCAUCAGUACUUAUGAGCAUAGUACUUCAGCUGCGGGAUUCUCCAACGUGGAAAAUAUGCUUCGCCUGCAAAAGUGCCUGAAGGGCAGGGCACGCGAAAUGGUCAAAGAUAAGCUUUUGCUCCCUGGUCUAGUUCCGGAAGUAAUGGACACGCUGAAAAUGUUCUUCGGCAGACCGGAGCACAUCCUUGAGAGGAUGAUCGAUCGGGUGAGAAAGCUCCCGCCACCCAAGGAAAAAUUGGAAGCCAUAAUAGAGUACGCGCUCGCAGUACGCAAUAUUUGCGCCACAAUAGAAGCGUGCAAACUGGAAGCGCACCUAAACAACCCAAUGCUUGUAAAAGAGUUGGUGGACAAACUUCCAAAUAAUCACAAGCUAAGCUGGGCGAUGCAACCGCGCAACGAAACAGUUCCCUGCAUUAAGGCUUUUAGUGACUGGCUCUAUCAAAUAGCUCAAGCUGCGUCGACAGUCGUUACACCGUUUUCUUACAGGGCAAGUUCUGUAAACACUCACAAUAGCAGCGCAGAUAGGAAUCCUAACGCCAUAAAUUCCAGCCAUGCAGCUGCAGUUCAGCAGCAGCCGAAUCCAAAAUGUAUAGCAUGCGAAUCUACGAACCAUUGGGUAACGCAGUGCGACCAAUUCAAAUCCAGCACCGUUGAGCAGAGAUGGCAAGUUGCAAAAGCUGGAAAGGCUUGCUUCCGUUGCUUGAAGGUCCACCGAAACAGUUGUCGUCCGAAGGAUUGCGGAGUGAACGGCUGUACAAGGAAGCAUCAUCCACUACUCCACUCGGAGAAUGUUCACAACGCAGCCAACAGCACGAUGAAUCAACAACACGUAAGCACGCACCAAAGCGACGUAGAAGGUAGCCAGUUUUUCCGAAUCGUGCCCGUAACUCUGCAUUCCGCCGACAAAAAAUUCGACACCUUCGCCUUUUUGGACGAAGGAUCCUCUGUUACCUUAAUAGAAGCAACAAUUUUCGACAAGAUGGGUAUAAAAGGCUCACCGUCACCGAUAUGCUUACAAUGGACUGGGGAAACCACACGAUUCGAAGAUACUUCCGUGCGCGCAUCAAUUCAGAUUUCCGCGGAAAAUUCAGAAAAACGAUUCUGGCUCAACAAUGUUCAGACCGUAAAAAACAUCGCGCUGCCAAAACAAACUGUUGAUAUAGACCAACUGCGCAGUAAGUAUAGCUACCUGAAGAACCUGCCACUAAAGUCUUAUUCUGCGCAGCCAACUUUGUUAAUCGGAACAAACAAUUGGAAAAUUGCCGUUCCUCGCAGGAUAUGCAAAGGCAAGUGGAACGAUCCAAUAGCUUCAAAAUGCAUGUUAGGAUGGACCAUCCAGGGAUCAUCAAACUCCGAACGCCACGUUUCCAUGCACCACUGCGACUGCAAUUGGCAAGAGCUUCACGAUCAAGUCAAGGAGCACUUCGACCUUGAAGUAAUUUCCCCUAAAAAGCUACUGUCUAGCGAGGACAAACGAGCAGUCGAAAUACUGGAGCAGACGUGCCAGAACAAAUCUGGAAAAUAUGAAGUCGGGCUCAUAUGGCGGAACGAUCUUGAAAGGCUCCCCGAAAGUCGAGCUACUGCUCUAAAGCGUCUGCAAUGCAUGAGGAAAAGGAUUCUGGGCGAGCCAGAUCUGUACACACAAAUCGACGACCAAAUCAAAAAUCUUCUUUUAAAAGGAUACGCCAGGCAACUAACUGACGAGGAGGCUGGAAAAGAGGAAGAUCGCACUUGGUACUUACCCAUAUUCAUAGCCUUAAACCCGAAUAAGCCAGGGAAAAUUAGGCUGGUUUGGGACGCGGCGGCAAAGACGAAUGGAAUAUGCCUCAACGACCUUCUGCUGAGCGGACCGGACUGUUUGAACCCUCUUAUCGACGUCUUACUAGCCUUUAGAGUCGGAAAAGUCGCUGUAAGCGGCGAUAUUGCCGAAAUGUUCCACAGAAUCAACAUUCGCCAAGAGGACAUGCAUGCUCAGCGCUUUCUCUGGCACGACGCUAGCCAGAAUAAAAUAAACACUUACGUAAUGAGAGCCAUGACCUUCGGAAUUAGCUGCGCACCAUUUAUAGCUCACUACGUGCGCAACAAAAACGCCGAACUCCACCAACAUCAAUUCCCAUUAGCCGUGGACGCGAUUCAGCGUGCGCACUACGUCGACGACUUUAUCGACAGUAUGAGCGACGAGGAAAAAGCCAUCGAAAUAUCUAACCAAGUCAAAGAGGUUCACGCCAGAGGCGGAUUUGAAAUUCGCAACUGGGCAUCAAAUUCCAGAGAAGUCCUCUCUCAUCUUAAAAACGACGGAGACACCGAAAAUCAGAAGCCAGUGCAGUUUAGCGCUACAGAAAAGGUUUUGGGUAUGUACUGGGACCCACGUAACGACAUUUUUAAGUUUGUUUGCAGAUUCUCAAGACUUAAGCGAGACGUCUUUAUUGAUACUGCGGUCCCAACUAAGAGAGAAGUUCUCCAGGUCCUGAUGUCUAUCUUCGACCCCCUGGGUCUGCUAUCGUGUCAUACCAUUGGGCUAAAAAUUCUUCUGCAGAAGAUCUGGCGCGCAAAUAUUAACUGCGAUGAAGAGCUGCCAGAGUCAUUGCUGGAGGACUGGAAACAGUGGAAGCUGUUACUGUCCCAAGUUGCAGCAGUCAGUAUUCCAAGAUGCUACUCCAUGGGGAUACCAGAAGCAAGCCGCAUCGACCUGCAUACGUUUGUGGACGCUAGCGAGCAUGCUUAUUCCGCUGCCUGCUAUCUGCGGGUGCAGCAAAAGGACAAGGUGGACGUAAUGCUGGUGGUCGCUAAAAGCAAAGUGGCGCCACUAAAACCACUGUCCAUUCCACGCAUGGAGCUCCAAGCAGCAGUGAUGGGAUCACGCCUGGCGAAAAAGGUCGUCAAUGUCCGUAAUCUUCAAGUCGACAGUACUACCUUCUGGUCGGACUCACGCACCGUUCUUCAAUGGCUGGUUAUAGAUCCUCGCCACUUUCAACAGUUCGUCAUGCACAGAAUCGGCGAAAUCCUGGAAACCACUCGAGCGGAUCAAUGGCGAUGGAUCCCGUCGAAACUCAACGUUGCGGACGGGGCCACAAAAGUCAUCAACAACCCUCAGACGAACACUUGGCUUUACGAACCCGAAUUCUUAAAAAACGAACCUAAUUCUUGGCCAACGAUUCCCUCCAAGCCAGCGGAGGUCGAUACAACUGAGUUACGUAAACACAUCUUUACAACUCGUAAAGCGGCCAAAGUCCAACUCGACAUCGAAUAUUUUUCAGAUUGGUGCGGCCUUUACAGAGCCGUUGCAGUCAUGUUUCUGUAUAUCCAUCGACUGCGAGCUAAAUGCAACAGGACCGACAUGCCAGGCGUUGUAACUACAGUUCACGUCGAAGAAGCACAGAAUCUGCUAUACAAAGAAGCGCAGGGACUCGAGUUCGCAGAUGAGCUCAAUUCAUUGAAAGGUCAGAAACCAAUCAGCGUAAAGAGCAGAUUGACCGGAUUAAACGCAUAUCUCGACGACAAGGAAAUACUUCGCACAAAAGGAAGAGUGAACGCCAUCGAAAACUCUGCGGACGCCAUAAUUUUGCCACCGGAGAGUCGAAUAACAUUUCUGCUAGUUCGAUUUUAUCACGAGAAAUAUCAUCACCUCGCCCACGAAACCGUCAUAAACGACAUAAAAUCGAAAUUUUAUAUUUUGCGGCUCAGAGUACUCCACAAAUCUGUUAGAAAGGCCUGCCAAAUAUGCACAAAUCGUAGCGCCAUGCCACAGCUUCCACAAAUGGCUGCAGUUCCAAAAGCCAGGUUGGGAAGUUUUGAAAAACCGUUCACCUUCACUGGAGUUGAUUAUUUUGGGCCAAUUCUUGUCAACGUUGGAAGGCGCAAAGAGAAGAGAUGGGUUGCGCUAUUCACUUGCCUGACCUUGCGUGCAGUUCACUUGGAGAUCGCCCACAGUCUCGAUACAAGCUCCUGUGUGAUGUGCCUGACAAAUCUUAUGGCACUUCGCGGUACCCCGAGAGAAAUUUAUUCCGAUAAUGGCACCAAUUUCAAGGCUACUGAAAAAGCAGUGCGAGAGGAGUUAAUCAAAAUCGACUUCGACAAAAUAGCCGUAAAGUUCGACGGCAUUAAAUGGCGAUUUAACCCUCCAGGUGCCCCCCACAUGGGCGGAGCAUGGGAAAGAUUGGUUCGCACUACCAAGACAGUACUAAAACACAUCUGUCCAAACUAUUCAUUCAACGACGAAAGCCUGAGAAGUGCUCUAAUGGAGGCACAGUUCAUCAUUAACUCACGUCCGUUAACCUUCGUCAGCCUGGACUCUGAAGACGAUUCCGCGCUCACUCCAAACCACCUGUUAAUGGGAUCGUCGAAUGGCUACAAACCGAUCAACCUGGAGCAUUUGAAUUUGAGACGUCAAUGGAACGAGGUAAAACGUUUUGGAGAUCGUUUCUGGCAACGUUGGGUGAAGGAGUUUACACCGAUGCUCACUAGAAGAACCAAGUGGUUUGAGAAGUGCCCGCCGAUAUCAGUUGGAAGCAUAGUCAUCAUCGUCGACGAGAACUUGCCCAGAAAUCUUUGGCUUAAGGGACGCGUAACCAACACUAUUCCGGCCAAGGAUGGCCAAGUUCGUCGAGCCACUAUUAAAACGCAGCAUGGAAUUCUCGAUCGACCAGCUACCAAGAUUGCGGUUCUAGAUGUCGGCGAAGGAGAUGGUAACUGA